Molecule: messenger RNA, 6179 nt
Organism: Mycena citricolor
Lineage: Eukaryota; Fungi; Basidiomycota; Agaricomycetes; Agaricales; Mycenaceae
Source: the annotation of a GenBank genome assembly
CUUGCUUGCACUCUCAUCCGCCAUGUCAACCGCGUCAUCAGCCCCCCCGUCCUCGUCCGUGCUCUUCGCGCGAGGCGUGCUCGCCCGCCUCAAUACCUGGGAAACGCUGCGGAUCGCAGUGCAGGAAGGCUGGGGCGGAGCAGGCGCCGUUCAAAAGCGGACAUACCUUGCCUCCGCGAUCGUCGACGCGUUCGAAGAGACCGUGCCCACCCCGGACGACCAAUAUGUCGAAGAGAUGAUGCUGCAGUACCUUGCUGACGAAUACGACACGAUGGUCGAAGAUGGCAGCGCCGAGCCGGUUGCAGUGGACAUCGUUAAAAUGUGGGAUGCCACGAGGACCGGGAAGGACGAGCUAGUCGUCAAGUUCGAACUCAAGGCAGAGUCUCUCAAGGGGAAAAAGGCAGUGGCCCAGGAGGGCCCGAAAAAUGAUGACGAUGAGUGGGACGACGAGGACGACGAGGGUGAUGAUGAAGAGGACGAUGGGAUGGACGUGGACGAGGAAGCGCCACAAUUAAUCGAACGCAAACGGGAAGAACCUGUUGUCGACGAGGAUGGAUUUACGCUCGUCAAGGGAAAGAGCAAAAGUCAUAGAUAGUCUACAACAUCUCUAUCUUCGUUCUCAUCCAUCACAAUGUUAUGGAGAAAGAUCAUCUAUCGCUUUGGUUGCAGUUGCUUUGCUGUCCGUUCUUCGAAGGGGCCCUCGUUGGCCUAUACGAGAUUGACUCAAUCCUAAACUUCGAGCCACCAGUUUUCGAAACAGUUCGAGUUCGAGAGACUCGGUUUUUACCCCAAUCUCUGUAAACCAGACGGCUGGGUACGAUUCCGGUUCCGCAUGGCCACCAUCUGCCACUCGAGAUGCAAUGUGCUCUUUGAAUGGUAAACUCUAGAAUUUAGCCGUACACAUCUGUGAUUUAUUCUCCAAGUUUGUUGUCGUCACAAGCACGUCCGAUGCUUUCAAAUGCAGACGAACAAUACGUCGACUGUCGACUUCUGCCGAUGGACUCUGGCUUUCGAUCCUUGACACAGAGCAAAGGCUCAGGAUAGUUCCAUUACGAAAGGAAGAUGCGCACCGGACUGAAACCAGCUUCUGUCGUUCAAAUUCCAGCCAUUGGUGAUCGUCCACGGGUCUCAAGAUUCCUUGGAUGAUGUACUUCCCCUCAAGGCAUCCAUUCUGAAGUCGAGCGAUGUCAGCGCGGAGCAUCACCAGGGGAGAGAGAAAAGGGCACCUGAUUUUGAGAUCCCUCAUCCAGCGUUUCUCUUGCACUGACCCAUUGCACGCUGAGCCCUUGAGGGGCACUUUGGCGCAUCUCACAGACCAAUCGACAUAUGUCGGCGAAUGAUAUGGGGCUUCCGUUCAUGGUGCCAAUCAGAUCAGGUGCGAAAGUUGCUUCGAUGGCCCGGAAGCUCCGGUCAUCGGUGGCCGCCUCGAAGAUGUCAGAGAUGUGGGCUUUGGACCACGCUUCCAAGGAGCUGAGCAUGAGAUGGCACGUUGGGGUGCAUUGCAGACAUUAUGUGCAUAUAUGCGGGGCGGAUACCAGCCGAAGGUUUCAAGUUAGAGGGAGGCUCAUCGCAUACGUGUAUAUGUACAUGAGCUUGAGCUUGAGGCGGCAUUGAAUCGAUAGAGUGGCCAACAGAAUUCAAUGAAAGUUGAGGAUUACAUCCAGGUUGUUAGCUUCCUAGAUAAUCGCUUCGGUUGCAUGUGGUCAACGUGAGAGUAGAAGGAAGGUCACCCGUGACCUAGAUCACCAAAUGGGGAAUCACAAGGGCUCGAGAGCUGAGCGUCUUCUUCUCCGACUAUGAAUGUCCCUGGAGCCAUCAUCGGACUCGUAGUCACAGACAACGAUGCCCGUCUAGUGAGAGAGACUAUUCAGCAGAAUAAUGAACUCGUUGCCAGUCUCGAUGCGGAGAUUGCCAAAGCCCAGGCUGCCCUGCAGGAACUUCUGAAACAGCGCACAGAGGCGCACCGACUUCUCUCAAGCAGCGCUGGGCCGUCGGAAACUGAAGCAAUGUCUAUUCGAAAUGUCAUCCUCACGAAAGAGGCGCAUGUCGCGCGGCUGCAAGGGAAGAUCGCUAAUGCAGAGGACGAGCUUGAGAUCUUGAUGCAGAGGCGGGAACGUGAUCCAGGGAACGCUGAAGAUGCAGGGAGCGUGGAUUCAGAAAUUGCGCAUACACGAGCAAUUCUGAACGGACUGGUCGCAGAGCACGCUGAGCAAUUCGCAGCGCUAGAAACGCACCGUGCCCUCCUCUCUCCCAUUCGCUCUCUUCCUGCAGAAAUCCUCAGUGAGAUAUUCACCCACUGCCUUCCUCGAAACACUUUCCGGCAGCCGUCCGUGCGCAAAUCGCCACUGCUCAUCUCACGCGUGAGUCGAACCUGGAGAAGUGUUGCAUUGAGCACACCAGUCCUCUGGGCCUCCCUUACUAUCAAAGUCUCCGUCGACUCCUGUGUCCCGAGCCUUCCCAUUGUCGCGACCUGGCUGUCGCGCACGGGCUCGUGCCUGCUUUCGUUUUCCAUCACGGAAACCAUCCAAAAGGAUUACUACGAAGAGGGGAUGAUCACAUCUGCGCGGGUAUUGGAUCUUUACGCUCCGCACUACCGACGAUGGCAGAAUGUGCAGCUCGAGUAUCAGGAUUGGCGAAUCGAUACUGGCCUUUCCAGGCUGCCCCGUGACGCACCCCCAGGUGUUUUGGAGCGUCUUCAUCUCGUGCGGGAUUUCUGGCGGACGAACGAGUUCGUUAAUGAGCGGACGGAAGAGGAGAAGCAACUCAUGUUGCUUCUUUCAGCACCGCGGUUGCGGGAGUGCACCUGGACAAGCAACACCGAUCUGAGUGUGUAUUGUCCACCAUUAGCCCAACUUACGAAGCUCUUUCUUGAGCGGCCCAUUUCAUCCGAAGAGUUCCUACGUAUCCUGCGGGACGGGGUCAACAUCGAAGAGGCGCAGUUCUUCGUGCUAACAUCUCCAAACACGGAUGCAGACCCGCCUGUGUUGCGACACAAUCUGAUGGUGCUGGAGCUUACGGCAGAUCUGUGCGGGCGCUUAUUCCACCGCCUGGAACUUCCCCGUCUGCAAAGGCUCUCAAUCCGGGGCAUUGGCAUCAUCGCGGCGCCAGUGUGGCCACAUGAAGAGUUCAUUUCGAUCCUUGCCAGGUCCAAAUGCUCGAUACAUGCGCUCUCCUUGGCCGAUAUGGACAUGACGCCUGCCCAAAUGGCCGAGUGUCUGCAGCAGGUGUCUCAUUCACUAUCCUCGCUGACGCUGACCAAUGAACGCCGUAUGGCACACACCAUCAUCGACGAGCGCGUGCUAAGUCUUCUCACGUGGAAAUGCGAUGCCGCCGGCCAAAACAUCUGCCCCAAUUUGACUUUUCUCAAAAUGUGGGAUUGCGUCCAAGCGCCGGAUGGAGCACUGGCUGACAUGAUUGAGUCGAGAUGGAGGAAGCACGAUUCGAAUGGUCCCCGAAAGUCUCUGACCAUCGCCUUUCUUAUGGUCGAGCGCUCAAGCCAUCCUCAUGAUAUGCAUCGACUCCAGGCGCUGAAUGACGAGAGGAUGGGAAUCAGCUUGUUGUUUAGAAACUAAUCUAAUCUGCUCAUCAAUCAAAGUGACUCACCGCACGUGACCGUGAUUCGACGCGCUUCCGACGCUUCAGUCUUUCAAUAAAUAACCCUCUUCCUUUUCACGCCUCAUCUUUGACCCACCAUGUAUCCCACCGAACAAGAACAUGCAGUGAUUCUCGCUGCCGAGAGAAUGAUGGAAGAGGUCAUGGCGCGCUACGAUCCAUCACACGACGCAUACCACGUCCAACGUGUGCGCAAAACCGCACUAGCGAUCGCGAGAGCCGUCUCGCCGCAACCGGAUCUGCUUGUGGUGGAACUGGCUGCACUCCUGCACGACGUCUUGGACAAGAAGUAUGUCCCAGCAGACCAAGCGGCGGACCCAUAUGCCUUCUUCCUUCCCUUCUUCGAGGAUCUGGCCACGCAACACCCGCCCCUCGACCUGGUCAAGGACGGGCGUGCGCGUCUGAUUGCCCAGGUCAUCGAGCACGUCAGCUGGUCUACCGAGACCAAGCUGCGCAAGAACGGUGGAUGGACCGAGUGGCACGACUCGUGUGUCGAACUGCACUGCGUCCAGGAUGCGGAUAGAUUGGAUGCGAUUGGGGCUUUCGGGAUCCUCCGAUGUGCCGCAUACAGCGCUGCGGUCAACAGCCCGUUGCAUGUUCCAUCAGACGACUCUAAAUUAAAAGCAUCCGCUAUCCAACAUUUCCACGACAAACUCGUCCUGAUUAGGGACCGUCUCAAGACGGAGCCUGGGAAAAAACUGGGAGCGAAGAGGCAUAGCGUGAUCGUGGCCUUCAUCGAGUCGGUAGAAGAAGAGUAUCGUCCCGAGCUGGCAGAUUUGUGAGACGAUGCCAUGUGGAAUUUCUCCGACCAGUGAGCCACGAAUCUUUUUGGAUACCUUUCUCUUGUGGGGUCCAUCUAAUAUAGUCAGCAUUGAAUUUUGCCCUUGGCUUCCAAAUUUUCCGAACUCGAAACUGGGCUGAGAAGAGAGUGAAUCCACCACCAGAGAACAUGUCAGAUGUGCACAUCAAGAAAUUCGGUUGCAACAAUCAGCAAAACACCUUAUUUGACUGGGCGAUUUCGGCCCCAUUUCUCAACAAAAUCAGUAAAACUCAGUUCUGCAACAGUAUUAUGAACACCGAGAGAGACCUGUCCGCCAAUAUUGCAAUUAUCGGCAAGCGUCACCGGCGACAUCAUUUUCAAGCAGCGCACACCACUUUUUCUUGCCCUCAUUUUUUGCUCGAGCGAAACAACCUGACGACCGCGCCAUGAACCGCGCCAUUUCCGCCAGUCAUAUUGAACGCGUGAAUCAGAUUUCGGCGAGCAUCGCCAUGUCGACUGUCGAGGCCCUCGAUGCCAGUUUCGUGGUGCAAGAAGCCCUGCCGCGCAGGAGAUGCUACAGAUUGGGGAAAAGCAGCAACCAGGUCAUCUGGCCGCCGCACUUGGACGCUGCUCUUGUCAAAGGUGUUUAUCUUGAACAUAUGCAUAUCAACGCUCCAACCCGUCGUUCUCCAGGACUGUAUGCAUAUAAUGCUGAGCACUGGCGGCAAGAGAGCCAGCGCGAGUCGUGUGAUCGGGCCAGCACCGCAAAGAAGAAGAAAAAGAUUCCGCGCAACGUCUUUGUGUCCAAUAUCAUUCUCCAAGAGACGAACGAGCUGAGGACUUCGAAGCAAGUUUCGAGCCGGCUGCGUCAAAUCCAGGCGAGGGCGAAGGAUCAACGAGUCGUGGAUCUGCUCAACGGACAUGCGUUCUACGAGAUCCCCGCCCCCGAAGCAGCGAUCGCGGAGUCCCCGAGCCCUAUCGGCACCGCGCCUAUGCAAGUCGCGAUCGUGAUCGCCGCCCGCAGCGCCCCAUUCCCUUCCCAGUGCCCGGCGAUCAGUCUGGAGACCAGCACCUCGCAGCAGACGAUCGGCCUGCGCACGAUGAUGCAGUGGCGGCCGUCGACCUACGCGUACCGGGGCAUGGACACCUCCGUCGACCUGGUCUCUCGCGUCCGCCUCGCUCCGGAAUCGGACAUCGCGGUCUUCCGGCACGGCGAGCUGCUCUGGGCCGGAUCAAUCGUGAUUACGCCCGCCGGGAGAGUGUCGGAUCUGUGGCGAUACGCGUGUGUCCUGUUUCCGCAGCGCAGAGGGAUCUGGGAGGCGGCUGUGUGCAAAGCGAGCACCGGAUUGACGAUCACGCAGACGGUGUACCGCGAGCCGGGGACGUGGACCGGACCCUACGCCCAGCUUGUGUAUGAGUUUCAACCGCAGCCGUCGAGGCGAUGCCAGCGGAUGGUCAGCUUCGCACCGGGACUGCUUCGCCAGGCGUUGGAGGCGGGGAUGAUGGCCCCGUCGACCCUUCAAUUCCGCCCGUACCAGGUCGCUGGAACUCGUCCACAACUCGAGCCGGCGCCGGGACCUGGCUACGUGCUAACCACUGUCGUAAGAUCGGAAAACGAAGCCGGGGAAAACCCACCACCCGUUGGGUAUCAGGCUGAGCUUGGCUUCGCGCUGGUGCAAGAUAAUUCCCAGGAUCAUGCUAACAUCGCCGUCUACGAAGAACGCUAUGAUUUGCCGUAUGUGCAAUAUCGCGCCAGCUAUUGAUGCAUGAUGCGCAAAUGUUGAAAAUAUGAAAAUUUGUACAUAUU